AUGCAUGAAUGGGUUCAGAAGAAGGAAAUUCAGACUUGGUUGUACAACCAUGGCCAGAGCCAUAGUCAACAGGCUCUGAUCAAAUAUGGUGGCAGUUGGACACUGAGGAAGUGUUGGAAGAAGCCAGGAUCCACAGAAAUGAUCAAGUCUUAUUGGAAGGCCAUCAACACCAUCAUGAGGUCCCUUACUGCCAAGGAGAUACAGGAGGCCAAGGCAUUGGCCAAAGAAUGGAAUGAGUGGCAGCCACCUUGGGAUGUUCAGUCAGAAACCACAGAGAAGAAAGGCUGUAAAUAUGCUGAGGAAUUUGCUAAGGAAAUGUGGAAGCAGUGUGGUGCCAGGGUGGUAGUGAUGGCAGCAUGGGAAGAUGCUGAUGGAGAGAUUUUGACCAACUUGUCCAGACAUGAUUUCAAUGAUGAAUUGGGUAAUGGCAAAUUAUUUGAGGAGUUGGACAAGUGCCAGAAUAUAUUCAUAAAGUAUGCACAAAUGGCAUUUGGGAAUGGUGGCACCGAUGCCAAGUCACCAGACAAAGAUGCCACUCCAUGGUCAAGGCAGAGAAAGAGCAAUGGGAAACCUAAAACCAUCCUGCCAUUUCUGCCACCUGAGGUUCCCUUCAAAGAGCUGAGUCAACUUACCCAGGACAAGUUGACAGCAAUCUUGGAAUGGUGGCAAGAGCAAAAAGAGGGACAUCCCAACAAUAUAUUUGGCUUCAAGAAGUGGAGAGAUGCUGGAGGGUCCCUCCAAAUGCUGGUAGCAGUGGCUGACAGCAGUGGAGUGAGGAUGGGUGUGAAGCAGGAUUUGGAUGGGAGCCCAGACCACUUGGCAGGCAAAAGGACAAUGGAUAGAAUGAUGCAGUGGGUGUUGCCCUUUGAAAACAAGGUGCAAACACUUGUGAUGGGUAAUCAUCUUGGAAAGCAUUGCUGUAUCCAUGUCCACCUCACCAAACACCUUUGGUGUGUGACAGCAGGGCAGGAGGAAGCAGUGACAGCAAACAGAAAUGAUGGUACAGGCACAAGCAUGGUGGAUGAAGAUGCCACAGAGGCAGUACCAUUGCUGGAUUCCCAGUGGCAGAUUGCCAGAUGCCAAGUGGCUGAGGGUGACACCUGCCAGCCAAUUGCCAUUGGCAAGGAACCACCAAAUGCCUGGCAGCAGGUUGUGGGCAGCAAUACAAGCCCUGUGCAACCAAUGCCAGAAGGCUGCUGCAUUGAUUCACCUGAUUCUCUCUGCCCAGCAGAUCCUUUGGCAGUGCCAACAACUAUCAAGAGAGGCCAUAAACAGGAAGAUUCAAAGUGCAAGUUGCCCAUUCCAUCAAUGAUACCCAUGCACUGGACUGGCAUAGACAAUGCAAGGGGUGCAGAAGGCACCAAAGUGGCCCAAUGA
Pisolithus orientalis is the source of this 1377-nucleotide messenger RNA. RefSeq lists its product as uncharacterized. The record is from RefSeq and is a predicted model, not a curated record. Bases 1 to 1377 code for a protein of 458 amino acids. The transcript has 13 exons. NCBI's taxonomy places the organism in Eukaryota, Fungi, Basidiomycota, Agaricomycetes, Boletales, Pisolithaceae.